This is a messenger RNA of Sclerotinia sclerotiorum 1980 UF-70, 1836 nucleotides long. RefSeq lists its product as hypothetical. NCBI's taxonomy places the organism in Eukaryota, Fungi, Ascomycota, Leotiomycetes, Helotiales, Sclerotiniaceae. Bases 1 to 1836 code for a protein of 611 amino acids. The transcript is spliced from 3 exons. Gene Ontology annotation, biological process: transmembrane transport. The record is from RefSeq and is a predicted model, not a curated record. Gene Ontology annotation, molecular function: transmembrane transporter activity.
AUGAAUCCCCAAACGCCUCUACCUACCAGUACAUCGGAGCCGGAAGAAAAUACAUCACAAUAUGGACGCCCAUCCUCGCCAGAACAUACACUUAUUGAAAACGAAGAGUCAACAAUCACUCUGCGCCCAUCGUUAGAAGAUGUAACACCUGAAUUAAAAAGUAUCGACUUGAAAAAAACUGAUAUACCCACAACUGAAGCCGAAUCAAAGAAAAGAGGAUGGAGAUUCUAUGGAAGUUUUGCAUGUUUAGCAAUCUUAAACUUAGUUUGCGCUGUUGACGCAACGAUUCUUUCUGUGGCUUUACCAACCAUUGCCACAAGUUUACAUGCCACGGCUAUCCAAGCUUUCUGGUGUGGUACAUCAUUCCUUCUUUGCUCUACAGUCUUUCAGCCUACAUGGGCAGCUUUCUCGCACAUCAUUGGUCGUAAAUCAGUACUCAUGACCGCACUCUUUCUCUUCUCCGUCGGUACAAUACUUUGCUCUGUUUCCGAGAACAUUGAACUACUCUUGGUAGGAAGAUGUAUACAAGGUAUUGGUGGAGGCGGUCUCGUGGGGUUGACUUAUGUCCUUCUUGCCGAUAUGGUCACUCUCCGUGAGCGUGGUAAAUGGAUGUCGAUUAUUUCACUUCAAUGGGCAAUCGGAUCUGUGAUUGGUCCAGUCAUUGGUGGUGCUUUCGCAGAAAAGCUAACGUGGAGAUGGAUCUUUUGGUUGAAUAUUCCUUUCUGCGUUGUCAGUGCUGUUGGUAUUCCGAUUUGUUUGAAGUUGAAUAUUAAAAAAGGUUCCAUGUGGGCUAAACUUAAGGCUUUUGACUGGCUUGGGUCAUUUUUGUUUGUUGCUUCUACGACCAGUCUUCUGAUUCCUCUUACUUGGGGAGGUGUUAUGCAUUCCUGGAGCUCCGUCCGCACACUCGUACCACUACUCAUCGGUAUCGGUGGCCUCAUUGCCUUCCUCCUUUAUUCAAUCUUCCGAAAGGGUGACCCCUUAAUCAGACGUUCACUUUUCAACUCCCCCACAGCAAUUGUCGCUUACUUCGGAACACUCGUCCAUGGCAUUUGUGUUUGGUCUGUGCUCUUCUACAUGCCAUUAUACUUUGAAGUGGCCAAAAAAUACACCCCGAUCCAAGCUGGCAUUGGUCUCUUUCCCAUGACAUUCACAACCGCACCAGCCGCCGUAGUAGUCGGACUCAUCAUUGCUAAAACUGGUCGCUACCGCCCCUCAAUUUGGGCAGGCUGGGCUCUCACCACGUUCGGGCUUGGUCUUCUCAUCCUCCUUAAAGAAUCCACAUCAAUAGUAUCCUGGAUAUUUAUCAAUCUCAUCCCAGGCAUUGGAUUAGGCACCCUUUUCUCUGCUCAAGGUUUCGCCGCCCAAGCUUCAGCCAGUAACGCUGAUCUUCCAUUUGCCGGAGCCAUGUAUUCCUUCUUCCGAGCCUUUGGCCAAACAAUCGGUGUAGCCAUCUCCGGCGUCAUAUUUCAAAACUCAUUCCAGAAAAAGAUUCUCAAAACAGCCUAUGCGGUUUAUGCGAACGAAUGGUCAAGAGAUGCAUCCGCGUUUGUCCAAAUCGUGAAAGCAUGGUCAGAUACUGGCGCAGAGGGAGAGAUGAAGCAAGUUGUUAUUGGAGCCUAUGUUGGGAGUUUGAAGAUGGUGUGGAUUGUUAUGUGUGCAUUGGCUGGAUUGGCUUUUGUGACUAGUUUGGUCUUUACGAAAGAGAUUCCGAUGAGUAGGGAGUUGGAGACAGAUCAAGGGUUUGAUUAUGAAUAUACCGAGAGGAAAGGAAAAGGAUUAAGUCAAACAACUGUUCCUAUUACGCCGCAGCGUAAUGGAGAUGAGAUGGCUUAA